CUGCUCUCCCGUCGACCGCUGACAGGGACCCGGCGCGGCAGAAGGGGGCUGGUCGCUGCUGCCGCCGGCGGGCAGAACAAGGAAUGAAGAAAAUGAGCAACAUCUAUGAAUCAGCAGCUAACACCCUGGGAAUUUUUAACAGCCCAUGCCUGACUAAAGUGGAGUUGCGAGUUGCAUGCAAAGGCAUAUCAGACAGGGAUGCCCUCUCAAAACCAGAUCCCUGUGUCAUCCUUAAAAUGCAGUCACACGGCCAGUGGUUUGAGGUUGACAGGACAGAAGUGAUCCGAACCUGUAUAAAUCCCGUCUUCUCCAAGCUGUUCACGGUGGACUUCUAUUUUGAAGAGGUGCAGCGAUUGCGGUUUGAAGUCCAUGACAUUAGCAGCAAUCACAAUGGGCUGAAGGAAGCAGAUUUCCUCGGUGGCAUGGAGUGCACACUUGGACAAAUUGUUUCUCAGAGGAAGCUCUCCAAGUCCUUACUCAAACAUGGCAACACAGCAGGAAAGUCAUCUAUAACAGUGAUCGCUGAGGAAUUGUCUGGCAACGAUGACUACGUUGAACUUUCAUUCAGUGCACGGAAAUUGGAUGACAAGGAUUUUUUCAGCAAAUCUGAUCCUUUUCUGGAGAUUUUUCGGGUGAAUGAUGAUGCAACCCAACAACUUGUUCACAGGACUGAGGUUGUGAUGAAUAACUUAAAUCCAGCAUGGAAGACCUUUAAAGUGUCUGUAAAUUCUCUGUGCAGUGGAGACCAGGAUCGCAGGCUAAAGUGCAUAGUUUGGGACUGGGAUUCCAAUGGAAAGCAUGACUUCAUUGGAGAAUUUAGCUCGACUUUCAAGGAAAUGCGAGGAGCUAUGGAGGGAAGACAGGUACAAUGGGAAUGCAUUAACCCCAAGUACAAAGCAAAGAAGAAGAACUACAAGAACUCAGGCAUUGUCAUCCUUAACCAGUGCAAGAUACACAAGAUGCAUUCUUUCUUAGAUUAUAUCAUGGGAGGCUGCCAAAUACAGUUUACAGUAGCUAUAGAUUUCACUGCAUCCAACGGUGACCCCAGGAACAGCUGCUCGCUGCACUACAUCCACCCCUAUCAGCCCAACGAGUACCUGAAAGCUUUGGUAGCUGUUGGGGAGAUUUGCCAAGACUAUGACAGUGACAAAAUGUUCCCAGCCUUUGGAUUUGGAGCAAGAAUACCCCCAGAAUACAAAGUCUCUCAUGACUUCGCAAUCAAUUUCAAUGAAGACAACCCAGAAUGUGCAGGAAUACAAGGUGUUGUGGAAGCUUAUCAGAGUUGCCUUCCCAAGCUGCAGCUGUACGGACCGACAAACAUUGCUCCCAUCAUCCAGAAAGUGGCAAAAUCUGCAUCAGAGGAGACCAACACCAAGGAGGCCUCGCAAUACUUCAUCCUGCUGAUCCUGACGGACGGGGUCAUCACAGACAUGGCUGACACCAGAGAGGCCAUCGUCCACGCCUCCCACCUCCCCAUGUCAGUCAUCAUCGUCGGAGUGGGCAACGCUGACUUCAGUGACAUGCAGAUGCUGGACGGUGAUGACGGCAUCCUGAGGUCUCCCAAAGGCGAGCCAGUGCUUCGAGACAUUGUCCAGUUUGUGCCAUUUAGGAACUUCAAACAUGCAUCCCCAGCUGCUCUAGCAAAAAGCGUUUUGGCUGAAGUUCCAAACCAAGUCGUGGACUAUUACAAUGGCAAAGGGAUAAAACCAAAAUGUAUGUCAGAGUACGAGUCUUCCAGGACACUAGCUCCAUGAACCUGCCUGCACUCUUUUACAAAA
Molecule: messenger RNA, 1778 nt
Organism: Pyrgilauda ruficollis (rufous-necked snowfinch)
Lineage: Eukaryota; Metazoa; Chordata; Aves; Passeriformes; Passeridae
Gene: CPNE4
Product: copine 4
Exons: 16
Coding region: 84-1754 (556 amino acids)
Biological process (GO): cellular response to calcium ion
Cellular component (GO): plasma membrane
Molecular function (GO): calcium-dependent phospholipid binding
Source: RefSeq, a predicted model, not a curated record